UCCACCCGCGACCAUUUCAAUUUCGAUUCAUCAAAGAAAACAAAAAACUCGAACACAAUUGCAAAAGGACACCAAUAAUUCUCCUCCAUCUUCCCAUCUUUCUCUAUCUAAUUUUCUUCAAACCUUCAUUUUUUUUGUUUCCUUUCCUGUAACAUUUUCUUUUUCUUCUUUUUCCUAAAAGCUUAGCCAUGGAAAAGAAUCAUCAGCCUGAAAAAUCUUUAAGUUUUAACAAAGGAGACGACGAUGACAAGAACUUCGACGCCGAUAAGACACUUGUCAUCGACGCCGAUAAGACAUUGCCUGUGACGGAGUCACCAAAGUGUUCUAAUGAAGAAAAGUCAGCUGCAGCUGAGAUAACCGAGGUAGAGAUGGAGAACCCAGAGGAAAUGGAGACUGGACAAACUGAAAUUGAAGAGCCUGAAGAGAAAGAAGAAGGAGGGGAACAAGGAGAACCUGCUCCUCCACCUGAAAUCGAAUAUACCCUGGAAACAGCAUCGGAUGAUGUUGAACAUUUCUUGUCAAAUCUCUCCACCCCAAAGGAGGAGGAGGUUGAGGCAGGAUUAGAGAUUCCAGAGUUUGUUGAGAAGUAUUUGGAUCUUGUUGAAAAGAAAAUAUUUGAGCAUGAAUUGCCUGAUACAAAAGUGAAGGGGAGUCAGCUUCCUGAGGAUGAUGCGUCUUUUUUUAAAGCUGUGGAGCAGAUAUCAAAGCUGUAUAAAAAUCUAUCCGCAGUCUUCAAAUUGGAUUCCAACCAGGGUCCGCUGAUCAACCGCAUUGGUAGGAUUCAACAGCGAGCUAUGUCUUAUUUGGAGGAUGAAUUCAGGUCUCUCCUGGAAGAGUACUCAAGAAUCGUGGAACCUGACCAGAAACAAGAGGUUGCAGAUCAACCUGAUCAAGAUCAAUCCGCUGAAUCAAAUGACGAAUCCAACUUUCCAGGGUAUUCUCAGGAAGUUUUGGCCAACUUGAAUAAAAUUGCUAAGGAGAUGAUCUCAGGAGGACAUGAAUCUGAAUGCUGUGAGGUUUACAUGAUUACUAGGAGCAAUGUAAAUGAGGAGACCUUGAACAAGCUAGGAUUCGAGAAGAUUAGUAUUGACGAGGUUCAGAAGAUGCAAUGGGAAGCAUUGGAAAGGGAGAUCCCUCCAUGGAUCAAGGCCUUCAAACAAUGUGCCAGUGUGUACUUCCCUGGCGAGCGCAAACUCGCUGAAACAAUCUUCUCCGAUUAUCCUUCCUUAUCUGACAGCCUCUUUAGUAACCUUAUACGUGGUGUGUUUAUUCAACUUCUCAAUUUCGCUGAAGCUGUUGCCAUUAGCAAGCGUUCCACGGAGAAACUCUUCAAAUUUCUUGACAUAUACGAGACUCUGCGUGAUAAUCUUUUGGCUAUUGAUAGUGUGUUUCCUGAAGAGUGCGCCAAAGAGCUCAGGGCAGAAACAACGACGGCUCGUUGUAGGAUUGGCGAGACUGCGAUUUGCAUUUUUUGUGAUCUUGAGAAUUCAAUCAAGUCUGAUACAGGGAAAACGCCAGUUCCUGGUGGGGCCGUUCACCCUUUGACUCGCUACACAAUGAAUUAUCUCAAGUAUGCAUGUGAUGAGUAUAAGGAUACGUUAGAGCAAGUUUUCAAGGAGCAUUCCAAGAUUGAAAGAGCUGAUUCAACAAGCAGGCCCCGGGAUUACGAAGGGGACUCACAAAACUACAACAAUGAUGAAGAAAAUCACUCCCCUUUUUCAGGGCAGUUGAUGAGAAUCAUGGAUUUGUUGGAUUCGAUUCUGGAGACAAAAUCCAAGCUUUACAAGGACAUUGCUUUGAGCUGCAUUUUCAUGAUGAACAAUGGACGUUACAUGUUGCAGAAGAUCAAAGGAUCAAAGGAGAUCCAUCAAACGAUGGGGGAUACCUGGUACCGUAAGAGAUCAUCUGAUCUUAGAAACUACCAUCAGACUUAUAAGAGAGAGACCUGGAUGAAGCUUUUGGGUUGUUUAAACCUUGAGGGACUGAAUGUGAAUGGGAAGGUGGUGAAACCAGUGCUGAAAGAGAGGUUCAAGAGCUUUAAUGCCAUGUUUGAAGAAAUCCACAAGACUCAAAGCUCGUGGGUGGUGUGCGAUAAGCAGCUGCAAUCAGAGCUAAGGGUUUCGGUAUCAGCAAUUGUGAUACCAGCCUAUAGAUCAUUCUUGGGAAGGUUCUCUGGAUACUUGGAUCCUGGAAGACAAACAGAGAAGUACAUAAAGUUCCAGCCUGAGGAUAUAGAGACUUACAUUGAUGAACUGUUUGAUGGAAACCCUGCUUCCAUGGCAAGGAGGAAGACAUAAUUGAGCAAUUGAAAGAAAAGAAAAUCCAGCCCUUAUUGUAUGAAGAAAAACGAACAUUAAGGCGGUGAGGAUUGGGUGGUUUUUUCUCUAGAGGGCAAAGCCGCUUCGGUCGUUUCAAUUCGAUGCGCCAUCAUAGUAAAGAAACAAGCACUUUGAUAAUUAGCAGGUAUAGAAAUAUUUUGCUUUGUUCUUCCAGAAUCUGUGAAGCUGCCGUAUUUAAUUCCAAGGCACGGACCUUUUGAAUUUAUUUUUGUUUUGUUCUUGCAAUUUUUCUCCCCUUAAGUAUUGUAUGAAGAACAUGUGAUUUUGGUCAGUAAUUGGCUAACAAAGUA
Durio zibethinus is the source of this 2629-nucleotide messenger RNA. Its product is annotated as exocyst complex component EXO70C2-like. Gene Ontology annotation, cellular component: exocyst. Lineage: Eukaryota; Viridiplantae; Streptophyta; Magnoliopsida; Malvales; Malvaceae. Gene Ontology annotation, molecular function: phosphatidylinositol-4,5-bisphosphate binding. The record is from RefSeq and is a predicted model, not a curated record. Gene Ontology annotation, biological process: exocytosis.